Messenger RNA from Exophiala xenobiotica, 1548 nucleotides. RefSeq lists its product as uncharacterized. Lineage: Eukaryota; Fungi; Ascomycota; Eurotiomycetes; Chaetothyriales; Herpotrichiellaceae. The transcript has 2 exons. The record is from RefSeq and is a predicted model, not a curated record. Gene Ontology annotation, cellular component: plasma membrane. Gene Ontology annotation, molecular function: transmembrane transporter activity. The coding region runs from base 1 to 1548 and encodes 515 amino acids. Gene Ontology annotation, biological process: transmembrane transport.
AUGGCGGAUUACAACAUCGACGCUGAGAAAAAUGACCCACGCAUCCUUGCCUUGACCCCAAUCACUGAUGAAGGGACUGUUGUCGAGAAGCACCGUGUGACAGACAAAGUUGACGACCUUGCCGAGGUCGAAGCCUCGAGAGGAUGGUUUGGCUCUUUGCUCAAAUAUGCCAGCUUUCUGCGCGCAGAAGAACGAGGUAUCGAGAGAGUGAGGGCAGAGGACAGAGUCAAGCAGUCCGUGUUUGAUGGAUAUACCAUGUGGGCAUCAGCCAAUUUCACUCCAGCUACGUUCGCUACCGGUGCCUUGGGUCCUAUCUUCGGUUUGGGAUUCUGGGAUGCUUUCGCGGUGAUCUUCUGUGUCAACUUCUUCACCAGCAUUGUCGUGGGACUGUUUGGAUGCUUCGGGCCAAUGACAGGACUCAGGAUGAUGUCCGUCGGCCGCUACGCAUUCGGCAUCUGGGGCACGAGAGCCAUAGUCAUCUUGAAUAUUUGCGGCAUGAUCGGCUGGUCGAGCGUCAACUCCAUCGCCGGUGCUCAAGUUAUGAACGAACUCUCCGACGGCAAUUGUCCGUUGUGGGCUGGUAACCUGAUCAUCGGCGUCUGCACGGCUGUCAUCUCGUUCUUCGGCUAUUUCGCCGUCCACUUCUUCGAACGCUGGUGCUGGAUCCCGCAGGUGUUGAUCUUCAUUUUCCUGGCUGGAUAUGGCGCCAAACACUUCGACGCGGCUGCCCUGCCCAUGGGUCACGGAUCCGCCGAGGCAGGCAGUGUCAUGUCGUUUAUCGCUGUCAUCUACGGAUUCGUCGCUGGCUGGGCCCAGUCUGCCGCAGACUACAACGUGCGCAUGCCAGUCAACACGAGCAAAGUCAAGCUCAGCCUGUCGAUCUGGGCAGGUAACUUUUUGGGAUGUGCGAUACCUGAAAUCCUGGGUGCGGCAUUCAUGACUGCUGUUGCUGCGGACCCGAAAUUCGAAGACGCUUACAACGACCGCGGCAUCGGCGGUGUAAUGGGGCAAGCGCUCGAGCCUCUCCAUGGGUUUGGCAAGUUCCUGCUCGUCUUAUCAGCAUUGUCCAUCGUCGGCUGUAAUCUUGUAAACAAUUACAGUCUGGCAUUCACAUGCCAAAACUUCCACCCCGUCAUGAUGAAAGUUCCGCGCUUUGUGUGGAACAUCAUCGGGUCAGCGGUGUUCAUCGCUAUCGCCAUCGCAGCGGAGGACUCGUUCGCGGAAGUCCUUGAGUCGUUCUUGUCGGUCAUUGGAUACGUCAUUACGCCGUUCUUGUGCUGCGUGACGAUUGAGUUCCUGCAUUUCAGGAAGAAGAAACUCCCUCUCGAAGACUGGAAUAAUAUGAAAACUCUGCCGUACGGGAUUGCUGGGUUUCUGGCUAUCGCGAUGGGGUUCGUUGGCGCGGUGCUCUCGAUGUACCAGACCUGGUAUGUCGGCGUGGUUGCGAAGGCGACUGGUGCAGAGCUCGGUUGGAUCUUUAGUGGUGUCUUCUCGGUGAUUGCAUAUGUCCCUGUCAGAUAUCUGGAGAUCAAGUAUACAGGACGAUGA